Messenger RNA from Hymenoscyphus albidus, 2639 nucleotides. The record is from the annotation of a GenBank genome assembly. Lineage: Eukaryota; Fungi; Ascomycota; Leotiomycetes; Helotiales; Helotiaceae.
CUAGUGUAUACCUACUUACGUUCCUUUUCUGCUUGAAAGAUCCUGGAGUCCUCGUGCUGUAGACUCUACUCUAGCAUUGGGAGGAUCUCCAGCCGAGUUUUAUCUGUGCUUACGUAUGUUUGUUGUUUCAUGAAAUGAACUGGGCACCAAAAUCCACCAGCCAGGUUGGUUAUCUCGGUCAGAGUGGAUCCUUCCAUCGCCUGCAGCAAAAUUCGUCUGUCGCCCAAUGAUGGAUUGCAUUAUGUGCAGGAAAUAGAUGAGAGUCAGCCGUCACUAUGUUUCGAAAAAUGUUUUUCCGUCCGUUCAUGGACAUGAGUUUUGGUGGAUCCUUGCUUUAUUACCGCUCUCCGUUCAGAAAUAUCCCAAUUGCAUCCUGCGCGCUUACAUUCCAUAGGCCUUGAAUUUCUGAUGAUUUACCACUUUGGAAGAAAAUCCAUGGGCUCAUAUGGUGAUUAUACUAUAUCUGGUGCAAUAACCACUCUCGGCACUCCCAAAUAACGCCAUUGGUGGGUCCCUCUUUCCUAGUGAUCACUUUCACCCCUUGCAACCUCAUGUGGGAGAAGCAAUAACAACGUGAAUAUCAGAAUUUGACACUGCUGGUGGAAUCGUGAGCCCAUAUAUUUCAUCGAUUUGGUCCAAUCGAAAGGCAGCAAGGAUGUUGAAGUCAUACAUCGUGGGUCUGGUUGCGGUCCCGUUCGCACAGCGAAUUUCCCCUUUCAGGGCCACUAUUGUUGGUUCUCGAUAUGUAUAAGACCUCACAUCUCGAAAUGAUUUACUCUUUCUCUCUACAUCCUCACAUUCUUUGUCGAUCCCGCUCACUACAGAUCACCCACACUCUUUACCAACUAGGAUAUCUCUUCAUCGAUUGAAGCCGGCACAUAUUCUUGACUUUCAUCUCUCAUUAAAAGCAAACACUAUCACCGCUGAGCGAAUUGAUAUACCUACCUUCAAAAAUGUCCUUCUCAAAGAUCUCCGCUGUUGCAAGCGCAAUUGCUUUCGCAACCAAAGUUGCAGCCCACGGCACAGUUUCUGGUGUCGUUGCUAAUGGAGUUUAGUAAGUAUCCAUUGAUUCAGCACAAUUCGUUUCUCUACUAACAAUAAUAGUUACCCAGGCUACAACGCUAACUUCCAGUAUAUGGCUACUGCACCAGUAGUUGUGGGUUGGUCUACUCCUCGAGAUCAAGACAAUGGCUUCAUCUCCCCAGACCAGUACUCUUCACCUGAUAUCAUUUGCCACCGCGGCGCUACGAACGCUGGAACCUCAGCAAAGGUGGCCGCAGGAGGAAAGAUUGAUUUGCAAUGGACUACAUGGCCCGAGUCUCAUCACGGUCCAAUGAUUGGUUAGUUGAGGUCUUCGAAGCUUGAGUUCGACAGCUAACAUGUAUUAGACUACCUAGCAAACUGCAAUGGUGACUGCACAACCGUUGACAAGACUGCUUUGGCGUUUUUCAAGAUCGAUGGAGUUGGACUUAUCGAUGGCAGUGCUGCACCAGGAAAGUGGGCAUCCGAUGAAAUGAUUGCAAACAACAACACUUGGUCUGUCACCAUCCCAUCCGACAUUGCUCCAGGAAGCUAUGUUCUCCGUCACGAGUCCAUUGCUUUGCACUCGGCUGGCUCGUCCGGCGGUGCUCAAAACUACCCACAAUGUAUCAACUUGGAAAUCACCGGUUCUGGUACCGCAACCCCAUCUGGAGUUAAGGGAACAGCUUUGUAUACCGCUACCGACCCAGGUAUUUUGAUCAACAUCUACACCGCUCUUGCCAGCUACAUUGUCCCAGGCCCAGCACUUUUCUCUGGUGCAUCAAGCGGAUCGUCUAGCAGCGCACCAACCGUCGUAGCAGCAAGUAGCAAGGCUCCAGCAGCUUCAUCCUCCACCCCAGCAGUUACCAAGGCACCUGUUGCUUCGCCAAAGCCUACCUCCGUUGGAGCACCAUUUUCAAACAGUACUUCCACAAAGGCAUCAGCUUGUAAGGUUAAAACCAGUGGCAGCGUCCCAGUAGCAUCUGCUAAAGCAAACUUAGCUCCUUCAAGCGUCCCAGAGCAAGCCACUCCCGUGACUAUCCCAACCGUCUCAAGCUCUGCAUCCAAGGCUUCCGCAACAAACACCAAAACCCCUUCAUCAGGCUCUCCAGUCAAGGCUCCUUCAUCUGAUGACUCCAACCAGACUCCUUCCUCUGGUGGCUCGAUCAAGACCCCUUCAUCCGGUGACUCCACCACCAAAUCUCCAAAACCCGCAACAUCAUCCGCCGCCGCUGGUUCAACCAGCGCUCCAGAGGGAACCACUCUUGCAACUCUCUUGUCCUGGGUCUCUUCAUUCUACACCAAGCAUGCAGAUACUGAGUUCACCGGGGCUACCAUUGCUCGUCGCGCACAUGCACGAGAUGUCGUUGUAAAGCGUGCUGGAGGAAAAUUCCGCUUGGGUGGCAACUAAGCCCCGACGAGAAUCUCAACAUCGAAUUUCCAAACACCGAGUCCGGCGUUGGUAUUUUGAUAUGGAUAUGAAUAUGGUUUCAUGAUAGUGAUUCUGCUUCUUGUAUAUAUCACCGUGCACUUGCACUUCUUUGGCUCUUUUGAGUCUGCUUCAAUUUUCUUUUGUAUACUUUACCAAUGCUAGAAUCUUGUUCUUUAGCCAAUCAAUG